GGCACCGGCCGAAGAGCCAGGAGGCGCCAGUCCCUUCCUGCUUCCCUGCUCCUUCCUCGGCCAGAGCCCCGCGGGAGGAGGACUGGGCAGCAGCAGCAGCAGCAAGCGAGGCUCCUCCUCGGCCAAGUAACUCCGGCGGAGCCUCCUCCUCCUCCAGGCUCUGGAGGAGAUUUGGGGUUUUCUUACCUGUGGCUCCGCACUCGGCAUCCCAGCCCUCGCUGCUGCUGCUUGUUGCUUCUUCUUCUUCUUGUUGCUUCUUUUUCCUCCUGCAGCGAUCCAGGCAACAACCGGAGGAGCCGGACUGGCCGGGAAGGCGAGCUUUUUUCCGGCUGUGCCUGGGAAAGGGAGCCAAAGCAAGGAAGGAAGGAAGGAAGGAAAAGUUCUCCCAACUGGCCAUGGCUGCCGAGGUCGGCGGGAAGACGGCGGCGGCGGCGGCGGAGCUGGUGCUGGUGGCGCUGCUGCUGGGCUCCUUGGUGGGGCCUUCGGGAGCCUUCCUGGGAGCGGCCCGAGGGCAGUUCUCGGCAGGAGGUUGCACAUUUGAUGAUGGUCCAGGACCCUGUGAUUACCAUCAAGACCCAUACGAUGACUUUGACUGGGUUCAUGUUAGUGCUCAGGAGCCCCACUACCUGCCACCUGAAAUGCCUCCUGGAUCAUACAUGAUAGUCGAUUCUUCUCACCACAGCCAAGGAGAAAAGGCUCGACUUCAGCUUCCUACAAUGAAAGAGAAUGACACUCACUGUAUUGAUUUCAGCUACCUUUUGUAUAGCAAGAAAGGAGCAAGCCCUGGAACUCUGAACAUCUUGGUCAGAGUAAACAAGGGGCCUUUGGCAAAUCCCAUUUGGAAUGUGACAGGGUCCACUGGCAAAGACUGGCUACGGGCAGAGCUGGCUGUCAGCACCUUCUGGCCAAAUGAAUACCAGGUAAUAUUUGAGGCUGAAGUCUCAGAUGGAAGAAACGGCUACAUCGCCAUUGAUGACAUCCAGGUUUUGAGUUACCCUUGUGAUAAAUCUCCCCAUUUCUUGAGGCUGGGGGAUGUGGAGGUCAAUGCAGGCCAGAACGCUACAUUUCAGUGCAUUGCUACAGGGAGGGAUGCAGUGAAUAAUAAAUUAUGGCUGCAGAGACGUAACGGAGAAGAUAUUCCAGUGGCCCAAACUAAAAAUAUCAAUCACAGACGAUUUGCUGCUACCUUUAAGCUUCAAGAAGUAACAAAAACAGACCAAGAUUUAUACCGUUGUGUUACUCAAUCUGAGAGAGGAUCUGGAGUCUCAAACUUUGCUCAACUAAUUGUUCGAGAACCUCCUCGGCCAAUAGCACCUCCACAGUUGUUAGGCGUUGGACCAACUUACUUGCUGAUUCAGUUGAAUGCUAAUUCCAUCAUUGGGGAUGGGCCCAUUAUCCUGAAAGAAGUAGAAUACCAUAUGACAACUGGGACAUGGACAGAAACCCAUGCGGUAAAUGCACCAACUUAUAAACUGUGGCAUUUGGAUCCUGACACAGAGUAUGAGGUCCGUGUUCUUCUAACAAGACCUGGAGAAGGUGGUACUGGUCAGCCAGGCCCUCCGCUUAUCACCCGAACCAAAUGUGCAGAGCCCAUGAGAACUCCCAAAACCUUGAAGAUUGCUGAGAUCCAGGCACGACGUAUUGCCGUCGAUUGGGAAUCUCUAGGAUACAACAUUACUCGCUGCCACACUUUUAAUGUCACCAUCUGUUACCAUUACUUCCGUGGUCACAAUGAAAGCAAGGCAGACUGCCUGGAUAUGGACCCCAAAGCCCCUCAGCAUGUUGUGAAUCACUUACCUCCAUACACAAAUGUGAGCCUCAAAAUGAUCUUAACUAACCCUGAAGGAAGGAAAGAGAGUGAGGAGACAAUUAUCCAAACAGAUGAAGAUGUGCCUGGUUCUGUACCUGCAAAAUCAUUGAAGGGAACCCCUUUUGAAGACAAGAUCUUCCUGAACUGGAAAGAACCUAUGGAGCCAAAUGGCAUCAUCACACAAUAUGAGGUCAGUUACAGCAGUAUAAGAUCGUUUGAUCCUGCUGUUCCAGUGGCAGGACCAUCUCAGACUGUGUCAAAGUUAUGGAACAGUACACAUCAUGUCUUUUCCCAUCUACACCCUGGGACUACCUAUCAGUUUUAUAUAAGGGCCAGCACUGUCAAAGGAUUUGGACCACCCACAGCCAUCAAUGUAACCACUAAUAUUUCAGCUCCAACAUUACCUGACUAUGAAGGAAUUGAUGCAUCUCUCAAUGAAACUGCCACAACUAUAACCGUACUCCUGAGACCAGCCCAGGCUAAAGGUGCUCCCAUCAGUGCCUAUCAAAUUGUUGUUGAAGAGCUCCAUCCUCAUCGAAACAAACGAGAAACUGGCGCAAUGGAUUGCUACCAGAUUCCUGUCACAUACCAGAAUGCUCUAAGUGGUGGCUCGCCAUAUUAUUUUGCUGCAGAAUUGCCACCUGGUAACCUUCCUGAAGCAGCCCCUUUCACAGUUGGUGACAACAGAACUUACCAAGGCUUUUGGAACCCACCUUUGGCUCCCCGGAAAGGGUAUAAUAUCUACUUCCAAGCCAUGAGUAGUGUUGAGAAGGAGACCAAAACCCAGUGUGUUCGAAUUGCUACCAAAGCAGCAGCAACAGAAGAACCAGAGGUAAUUCCUGACCCAGCCAAGCAAACAGAUCGUGUUGUGAAAAUAGCUGGAAUAAGUGCUGGAAUUUUAGUCUUCAUUCUCCUCCUUCUCCUUGUCAUAUUAAUUGUCAAAAAGAGAUAUAUAACAUGGAGAAGAAACGUCUGCAUUAGAAACCUUAGGAGGAGCUACUAUUCUUACUCCUACUACCUCAAACUUGCAAAGAAACGCAAGGACGCAAUGGGAAACACUAGACAAGAAAUGACUCAUAUGGUAAAUGCAAUGGAUAGAAGUUAUGCUGAUCAGAGCACCUUGCAUGCGGAGGAUCCUCUUUCUGUCACCUUUAUGGACUCCCAUAACUUUAGCCCCAGAUUGCCCAAUGAUCCACUUGUGCCGACUGCUGUGUUAGUCCCUAUAACUGAUGAAAACCACAGUGCAACAGCAGAGUCAAGUCGCCUGUUAGAUGUGCCCCGCUAUCUCUGUGAAGGAACAGAAUCCCCAUACCAGACAGGCCAACUACAUCCUGCUAUCCGAGUUGCUGAUUUGCUGCAGCAUAUUAACCUCAUGAAAACAUCUGAUAGCUAUGGUUUUAAGGAAGAAUAUGAGAGCUUCUUUGAAGGGCAGUCAGCUUCUUGGGAUGUAGCAAAAAAGGAUCAAAAUAGAACAAAGAAUCGAUAUGGAAACAUCAUAGCAUAUGAUCACUCCAGAGUGAUAUUACAACCUGUUGAGGAUGAUCCUUCUUCAGACUACAUUAAUGCAAAUUACAUUGAUAUUUGGCUGUACAGGGAUGGGUACCAGAGACCAAGCCAUUACAUUGCAACUCAAGGUCCAGUCCAUGAAACAGUGUAUGAUUUCUGGAGAAUGAUAUGGCAAGAACAAUCAGCAUGCAUCGUUAUGGUGACAAAUUUAGUUGAAGUUGGACGGGUUAAAUGCUACAAAUAUUGGCCAGAUGACACUGAAGUUUAUGGAGACUUCAAAGUUACUUGUGUGGAAGUGGAACCACUUGCAGAAUAUGUGGUCAGGACAUUCACUCUUGAAAGGCGAGGUUACAAUGAAAUCCGAGAAGUUAAACAAUUCCACUUUACUGGAUGGCCGGAUCAUGGAGUACCUUACAAUGCAACAGGCCUUCUUUCAUUUAUACGCCGUGUGAAACUAUCUAAUCCUCCAAGUGCUGGGCCUAUUGUUGUGCAUUGCAGGUGUGUAGAGAAGAGUGCUGGAGCAGGACGAACUGGCUGCUACAUUGUAAUUGACAUAAUGCUAGACAUGGCAGAAAGAGAAGGUGUUGUGGACAUCUACAACUGUGUCAAAGCAUUACGUUCACGCCGCAUCAAUAUGGUACAGACAGAGGAACAGUAUAUCUUUAUUCAUGAUGCAAUUCUGGAAGCCUGCUUAUGUGGAGAAACUGCCAUCCCUGUAUGUGAAUUCAAAGUUGCAUAUUUUGACAUGAUUAGAAUAGACUCUCAAACAAACUCUUCACAUCUGAAAGAUGAAUUUCAGACCCUAAAUUCUGUGACUCCUCGACUACAAGCUGAAGACUGCAGUAUAGCAUGUUUGCCAAGGAACCAUGACAAAAACCGCUUUAUGGAUAUGUUGCCACCUGAUAGAUGUCUACCCUUCUUAAUUACUAUUGAUGGCGAAAGCAGCAAUUAUAUCAAUGCUGCCCUUAUGGAUAGUUACAGGCAGCCUGCCGCUUUCAUUGUCACACAGCACCCUUUGCCAAACACUGUGAAAGAUUUUUGGAGACUGGUAUAUGACUAUGGGUGUACCUCUCUUGUGAUGUUAAAUGAAAUUGAUUUAGCACAGGGAUGUCCACAGUAUUGGCCAGAAGAAGGAAUGCUGAGAUAUGGUCCAAUUCAAGUGGAAUGCAUGUCUUGCUCUAUGGAUUGCGAUGUAAUAAACAGAAUCUUCAGGAUAUGCAAUUUAACAAGGCCUCAGGAAGGUUAUUUGAUGGUACAGCAAUUUCAGUAUCUGGGAUGGGCAUCUCACAGGGAUGUUCCAGGCUCCAAACGGUCAUUCUUGAAGUUAAUUCUUCAAGUUGAAAAGUGGCAAGAAGAAUGUGAAGAAGGGGAAGGGAGAACGAUAAUUCACUGUCUGAAUGGCGGUGGACGAAGUGGAAUGUUCUGUGCCAUAGGCAUUGUAGUGGAAAUGGUUAAAAGGCAAAAUGUCAUUGAUGUUUUCCAUGCAGUAAAAACUUUACGGAACAGUAAACCAAAUAUGGUAGAAACGCCGGAGCAAUAUCGUUUCUGCUAUGAUGUCGCACUGGAAUACCUUGAAUCAUCUUAGUCGGAAAGGAUGGAUGCAAUCAAAUGAACCAAAUAAUAUGAAAUUUAAUAAAUUGUGUUUUGCCAUCAGCUGUGGAACCUGUGAAGAAAGAUUUUAGUGAAGGCGAGGCUUAAUUUUUAAAUGCAAAAGUAUUUUUCUUAAUAAAUGGUGUAUCUUAAUUAUAUAUAAAUAUAAAUAUAUAUAUAUAUAUAUAAAGAACUGUUUUUAUGCCUGUACACAGUAUGAUCAUAUGAUGCCACAAAUAUAAAGAGCCAAGGCAGAGUGUGUCCUCUGUUGGAGGUAGGACUUUUCAGUGUUUGUAUAUUCAGCUGUCUCUUAGUUACACUAGAACCACCAUCUGUUGCAUGUAUAUGUUUCAACUUUUUAUUUCCCUAUUUGUCCCUAUUUUGAUAAACUGUCAACAAACAACUGUGCAGUUUGAUAGUCUCUAUAUGUUUCACGUGUCGCAAGGGAAAAAUUAUACAUACACAUACAUACAUAUGUAUAUAGUAUGUAUGAUAACUGGUUUAUUUUGUUUUAAUGUGCAAUGAUGGCCUGAUCAAAGUUCUUUAUAAUGAAAUUUACACAUAAGCCAAAGACUCAAGUGUACAUAUGUCUAUAUGAUGAAGAAAGCACAUUGUAUUUAUUGUUUACUGACAUUCCUUUUCUGAUGGAUAAACAAACACUUUUUUCCUCAGAAACAUUUUUGUUGUUACUGAAAUCAAAUGUAAAUGAUUUUGUAGAUUAUUUUUUGUAUGCUUUUGUGUAAGGAGAGAGAGGGGGCUGGGGAGACUUUUUAUGUGUAGGCCAGAAAACACUGAUACAGUGAUUAUUUGUUGUGUACAUGCUAAUGAAUGAAGUCAACAUAAACUACUUGGUUAAGGAAGACAAAACUCAAAACCUCUAUUCUCAAAAUGUAUAGAUUUUUUUAAAGUUUAAUAAGAUGAAUCAGAUGGAAACUGCACACAUCUAUGCCUAUGAUUUGCAUAAUUGUGAGAGAAAUUUCAUUAUUUUUAAAGGAACAAAAUAGAUUAACAAUGAAUGCUUGAAACAUAAAGAAAACAAAUAAACAAGCAAGGCUUGGUUAGAAAAAUAUUCCAAGUAAAAAGAACAUAUUUCUUUUUAAUGUAUUCAAGGUUGCGGGGACAAUCCUAGGCAGCCAUAGCGUGGGCAAGGGUGCAUGCAGCCUCCUCCACUCCAUCCUCAUACUGAAAGACGUUGGCUGGAUCUGCACUGCAGAAGUAAUGCAGUUUGACACUGCUUUAACUGCUUGGCUCCAUCCUACAGAAUCCUGCUAUUCGUAGUUUGUUGUUACACCAGAACUCUCUGACAGAGCAGACUAAAUAUAUCACAAAACAACAAAUCCCAGCAUUCCAUAUCAUCAAUUCCAUGGCUGUUCAAGCAAUAUCAAACUGCUUCAAUUCUGCAGUUCAAAUGCAGCCUUUGUUAAAGUUUUAUUCAGUCAUUACCUGGCUGAACAGGAAACCCUCCCUCCCCCUUUAAAAUUUCCUUCCCAGUUCAGCCAAGCAAUUAGCUGUUGUGAAAACUGUUAAUACACCUCCAGCAUGCACACAUGCCCUCCCAACUGGUUGUCUAGGUUUGUGGCAAUGGAUGCUUUGUGUUCUGACAAAGCCAAAAUGGAUUGAAUCAAUUCCAUAGUUAGGCUAUAGCUUUAGUAUCUUUUUACUUUGCUCUUCAUGUGCACAUUCAUAAGCCUGGGCGUAUUUUCUUAAUGACAAAUAUUUCUGUGUCUUGUUGAUUUUUUCAAUCAAGAGUUAAUGACAAGGUGCUUAUAAAUACCCAUGUAAAGUAAGAGUGAAAUAAAGAACUUUUAUAAAAUG
Messenger RNA from Sceloporus undulatus (fence lizard), 6721 nucleotides. It is a transcript of the gene PTPRK, whose product is annotated as protein tyrosine phosphatase receptor type K. The transcript has 35 exons. The coding region runs from base 396 to 4901 and encodes 1501 amino acids. The record is from RefSeq and is a predicted model, not a curated record. Lineage: Eukaryota; Metazoa; Chordata; Lepidosauria; Squamata; Phrynosomatidae. Gene Ontology annotation, molecular function: protein tyrosine phosphatase activity; protein binding. Gene Ontology annotation, biological process: protein dephosphorylation. Gene Ontology annotation, cellular component: membrane.